CCUCGCUGGGCGCCGGGCACAUUCCUGCGGCGCUGCCCGCCCCGGGGUGGGCGCUGCAGCCCCUUAAAGCCUCCUGGCCCUAAGAGCCUUGCCCAGACCCCGCGGCUCCCCGCGCUCCCGCAGCUCCGGCGCUCAGAGAACCAGGGAUGUCAGACACGGAGGAGGUCACUGAGGAGUAUGAGCAGGAGCAGGAAGAGGAGUGCGUGGAGGAAGAAGAGGAAGAAUGGAUAGAGGAAGACGACGGUCAGGAGGAGCAGGUAGAGGAGGUGGAGGAGGAGAGCACAGACGCCAAGGCAGAAGAACAAGAAGAUGAAACGAAAGCAGCAGGAGAAGGUGGAGAGGGAGAGCGCGAGCAGGAGCCCGGGGAAGGGGAAUCGAAGCCAAAACCCAAGGUCUUCAUGCCCAACCUGGUGCCCCCCAAGAUCCCAGAUGGCGAGAGACUGGAUUUUGAUGACAUUCACCGCAAGCGCAUGGAGAAGGACCUGAACGAGCUGCAGGCCCUCAUCGAAGCCCACUUUGAGAGCAGGAAGAAGGAGGAAGAGGAGCUGCUGUCCCUCAAGGACAGGAUUGAGCAGCGGCGAGCGGAGCGGGCGGAGCAGCAGCGGAUCCGCAGCGAGCGGGAGAAGGAGCGCCAGGCCCGCAUGGCCGAGGAAAGAGCUCGCAAGGAGGAAGAGGAGGCGCGGAAGAGGGCGGAGGAGGAGGCGCGGAAGAAGAAGGCGUUCUCCAACAUGUUGCACUUUGGAGGAUACAUGCAGAAGUCAGAGAAAAAGGGUGGGAAGAAGCAAACAGAGCGGGAAAAGAAGAAGAAGAUCCUCAGCGAGCGACGGAAGCCCCUGAACAUCGACCACCUCAGUGAGGACAAGCUGAGGGACAAGGCCAAGGAGCUGUGGCAGAACAUCCAUGACCUGGAGGCUGAGAAAUUUGACCUGCAGGAGAAGUUCAAGCGGCAGAAAUAUGAGAUCAAUGUUCUUCGGAACCGCAUCAGUGACCACCAGAAAGUCAAAGGAUCCAAGGGUGCCCGUGGGAAGACCAUGGUGGGCAGCCGAAGGAAGUAGAGGCUCAGGGAGAGAGGAGGCCGAGCCUCAGGAGCUGCAGUGGCUGCACAGAGCCCUGGCUGCAGGAGUGGAGGUUCCGGGGGCAGAGGCCUCAGGAGUGUCCCAUCUCCACCCCCAGUGUUGCUGUGUCUGUAAAUAAAGAGGUGCUGAGGGGGUGCAGGCGUGGUCUCCAUCCUGAGGCUCUGAUCCAGGGGACACAGGCUCAGCACAGCUCCAGGAGUUGCCCACCUGCUCCCCAGGCUGUGAGAGGUCACAGCAACCACACAGGACCCCCAAGCAACUGUCCCUGUGCCUCCCAGCAUCACCUCAGCUACACUCCUUGGCAGUUUGGUGAGACCUCAGUGCUCUGAGCUGCUUUUCCUGCUGCACCUUGGGGCAAUCCUCGUCACGGCCACUUCUGCUCUGCUUUUGCUGUACCAGAGCCCCAGUGGCUCCUCUCUGGUCCCCUGUGGGACACCAUGGACAGGGCACUGCUUCCAAGCCUCUUGGCCCAUGGAACAGUCACUAACUCACCUUCCAGGCUAUUUCCAUUCCUAUUUCCAGCUCUUGCUAAAGGCUCUGACCAGC
Messenger RNA from Camarhynchus parvulus, 1622 nucleotides. It is a transcript of the gene TNNT2, whose product is annotated as troponin T2, cardiac type. The transcript is spliced from 18 exons. Bases 147 to 1055 code for a protein of 302 amino acids. Gene Ontology annotation, cellular component: troponin complex. The record is from RefSeq and is a predicted model, not a curated record. Gene Ontology annotation, biological process: cardiac muscle contraction; regulation of muscle contraction; sarcomere organization. NCBI's taxonomy places the organism in Eukaryota, Metazoa, Chordata, Aves, Passeriformes, Thraupidae. Gene Ontology annotation, molecular function: troponin I binding; tropomyosin binding; troponin C binding.